AGCUCAGGCAUGCUGCAAUACAUAACCUGCUGUCUGCGUCUAAUCAUGCUGCAACAUUUCCUCCACUUCAUGAAAAUUCAAAUGAUGAAGUGGCAAAGGUUAUCGAUGGGCUAGAAGUCAUUAUCUGUCAUCAACUGUUCUUCCAUAUAUGAAGGGUGACAGAAUUAUCAUUGCACAGGAGAGUCUGGAUGUAGCCAUCGAGAGGUUGAAGGGGCAGGUUAUUACAUCUAAGAAUCUCUCUCAAACACAAACUCUGAAGAAUGUGGCGAUACAUGAGUGUGCCCGCAAUUUUAUAUCUUCUACUGUUCCUCUUGAUGGAAUUGGAGUGGAAUUCGAUGAUGGUUGGCUGCUUAAGGAUAUCAAGAGGACAGUGCAUGAGCUUGUUGCCCUUCCAACAUGGAUACCGGAGCAUUUUUCUCAUGUCAAGUUAUUAAGGGCCUCUAUGUGCCUGGACCCUCCUAAGCCCUACAAAGGUGUUUUGGUUUUUGGGCCUCCUGGCACAGGAAAAACACUCUUGGAAGAGGCACUCACAACAGAAGUUGAGACAAAAUUUAUCAGCGGUUCUACACUGACAUCAGAGGUGAUAAGAACCCAGCAGGACAAUGAACUUAAAGAGGCAGCGCUAUGGGCUUAUCACAAAGAAGAACAACAAAUAAAAUCGUUUGGAAAGCAGCAUGAAGCAAGGAGACAAGAUAGAAGAAUCACAAAAUGUUGGAGGAGUGCCGUCGAGUCUGCAGAGCAAGAUACUGUGUGGCCGCACACUACUGCUGACAGUGACGUUGCAAAAGUUAGAAAGAGUCCAGGAAACAGUGCAACAAUUGUUAUAGAUGAAGAUGAUUUGCCAGCAACCCGUCGGAGCUAUAGAAGAGGAAUAAGAAGGAUGCGUUCAUGGUGUCGUGCCAAUGGAAUGCAGAAAGAUAUUUCUUCAAUUCUUGGAGAGGGCUUCGAAGUUUACACGACACCAGCGGACGGCACAUUUCACCUCACAUUUGUGUGCAAGAAGAACUGGAUAACAUUCUUUUUCUAUGGAAGGAAUUUGUACAUGAAGGGGUGGAAUGGGCCGUUUGGUAUCUUCGAAAUACAGUCAGAUGCACAUGUAGGGCCGAACUACAUCCCUGACCCGUCAUGCACGGUUUUGAAGACUGGUGAAAGCUAUAACGAUCUUUGCACAAGAGGAAAAGUAGGCAGUGUGAGAAUCGGUCCUCAUGUGCUGAUAGAUUACUUGGAGGUUUUGUGCAAGUGCAGAGGGAUCAUAUCCAAUGAGCUUUUAUCUGCGAUAGCUACUUAUAUUGUCAGCACAGCAGAAGCAGUCCGUCUCGAAGAUGUUUUUAAGGAAGUUGAUGAGUCGUUCAGUAAUUAUCAUCUUCAUAAUCUGAACAGCAGAAGUGACCUUGGGUUCCAAGUCAGGUCAUAUGGGCACUAUUCAACUGAGAUUCUGCAGUAUGUGGAUUUCGUUCUAAGAGGAGAGCCACCUGAGGAGAUAGUCAACCGUGGCACUGGAAAUUACAAGACACUGAAGGAGUUGGUCGAGAAAAUCAAAGUGCCGCUACGUGACUCCUACAUAGAGGGAAUAUUUCAGCAUGAGCCAAAGCCCGAAUCAGUGGUUUGGUGUCCCCCAAUUCUGGGCUCUAUAGGAGAAGAAGAGAUGGAUGAGGAAGAAGAUGAGCUGCAAGAUGAUGCUGAUUCAGGGCAUGGAAGAUAAAUGGCUUCCUCUCCACCUUCUCCUCCUCCCCUUCACCCACCUCCCCCUCAUGCUUUUGAUGAUGGGUUCACAAGUAGUGGCUUUGUUUCAUGGUCUUGGAAGGUCUUGGUCGGUUCCGGCUUACAUUUUGAAUGGGUGACAUACUAUCCCUGGUUUGAUGGGCACCUAGGAGCCGGUUCCACUGUCCAAUGCAUCUCCCAACCUGAUCCAUCCGCAAUUUGAUCUGCAUGCUUGGCAGCAGCAGAAUAUGGACCAGGGCUAGCAGCAAGAGGAGCGCGCCGCUUCUCCCGUGAUGCAGAAUGGUUGGAGAGCUUGGCCUGUGAUUCCUCCUCCGUUUCGUAGUGUUAAUAUCAUUGAUAUUCUUAACUAUGAGAGGGCGGCGUGUCUAGUUUUUGGUUAUCUUGUGCACCUUUAGUGGUGUGGCCCCUUUUUAUUUCAGUGUCUGUUGCUGCAGUAUUUUAACCCAGUUUAAUGUCGUAUGGGUCAGUGUCAUGGAACAUUUUGUGUUGUAACAUUAGAGGCUUGAAUUCUGAGGCUAGGUGGCCGUUUUUGCAUAAUAAAAUUGAAGAAAGUGGGCUUCCA
This is a messenger RNA of Triticum dicoccoides, 2284 nucleotides long. RefSeq lists its product as uncharacterized. Gene Ontology annotation, molecular function: ATP binding; rRNA N-glycosylase activity; ATP hydrolysis activity. Gene Ontology annotation, biological process: negative regulation of translation. Lineage: Eukaryota; Viridiplantae; Streptophyta; Magnoliopsida; Poales; Poaceae. The transcript is spliced from 8 exons. Bases 149 to 1702 code for a protein of 517 amino acids. Gene Ontology annotation, cellular component: mitochondrial outer membrane. The record is from RefSeq and is a predicted model, not a curated record.